Messenger RNA from Panthera uncia (snow leopard), 2898 nucleotides. It is a transcript of the gene IKBKG, whose product is annotated as inhibitor of nuclear factor kappa B kinase regulatory subunit gamma. Gene Ontology annotation, biological process: positive regulation of canonical NF-kappaB signal transduction. Gene Ontology annotation, molecular function: K63-linked polyubiquitin modification-dependent protein binding. The coding region runs from base 1274 to 2530 and encodes 418 amino acids. The record is from RefSeq and is a predicted model, not a curated record. Gene Ontology annotation, cellular component: cytoplasm; nucleus; IkappaB kinase complex. NCBI's taxonomy places the organism in Eukaryota, Metazoa, Chordata, Mammalia, Carnivora, Felidae. The transcript is spliced from 10 exons.
CGACUCCUGGGUGGGGGCGGGGCUUGCGUGUUUUACUUCCGGAGCUCACAGCUACGACACCGGAAGCCGGAAGUGUGAAUUUCGGCAGCGGGAGAAGGAAAAGGUGACCGCAGAACCCGGACUUUUCUCAGAGCGCCGGGGCCCGAGGAGUGCUCGCGGCUCGCUGUUCCUGCGCUUCUCACGUCGGACCGACUCUGCUGACAGGUGUGGUCGUCUUCUCGAAGACAGGGUACUUUCGGUGGGCGUUCCGCUGUCUCCGAGACUCCCCCGGACAUCCAGGCUUCCCCUUCCUUUUGGGCCUGGCCCAUUUCUGCUGCCUGCUUGUAGCGCACCGGCCGCGGCCGGCAGAUGCAGGGGCCGGGUUACCUUGCUGGCGAGCGGGACUGUUUCCGCCCUCCGCCACCGCUGCGGAGUCUGACCACACCCCUGCUUCGUGGAUGACUCUUCUAGUUCCGAGACAUUUUCUGUUCAUCAAACUUGACUGCAUUGGAGGUUAAGUUCUUUAAAAAGGUUUCAAAUAUAGUUUGGCAGCUACGUGUCUUACUUCAUGUGCCUCGCUUUGCAAAACGAUUAAUGUCUACCCGACCUCAAACCGUUUCUGUGACUUGGGGAUGGAUGAGCCAUCCUGGCGUGUUCAAGGAAUGGCAAGGAGGCCACUGUAGCUGGAGUAGAGUGUGUGAGGGGAGAAUACUUGGAGAAGAAGCAAUGAGGGACCAGACAGUUGAGGGCUUUGCAGGCCGUUUUAGGGACCUUGGCUUUUACACGGAGGGCAAUGAGGAACUGGUAGGGAACAGAGUAGAGGAGGGACGUGAUCAGAAUGACCUGUUAGGCCAGUCUGCCCCUGUGGGGAGAACAAAUUAUAGGGGACAAGAGGUAGGAGCAGGGUGACCUUUUAGGAGGUUAUCGCAGUAAUCCAGAUGAGAGAUGGUGGUGCUUUGAACAUUUUAUUAUGAAAAAGUCCGAAGAUGUACAAAAGUAGAAAGAACAGAAUAGUAAACCCCAUGUACUCAUCUCCCAGCUUUGACAGUUGUCAACUCAUGGCUACUUUUGUUUAAAAAUUGUUUUUACAUUUAUUUAUUUUUGAGAGACAGAGACAGGGCACAAGUGGGGGAGGGGCAGAGAGAGAAUGAGACACAGAAUCGAAGCAGGCUCCAGGCUCUGAGCUGUCAGCACAGAGCCCGACGCGGGGCUCGAACUCACAAACCACGAGAUCAUGACCUGAGCUGAAGUUGGAUGCUCAUCCGACUGAGCCACCCAGACCCUGACUUGUUGGAUGAGCAGGCCCCCCUGGAAGAGUCAGCUGUGUGAGAUGGUGCAGCCCAGCGGCGGCCCGGCAGGGGACCAGGACGUGCUGGGUGAAGAGUCUUCUCUGGGGAAGCCAGCUAUGCCCCACCUACCUUCUGAGCAGGGCACUCCUGAGACCUUCCAACGCUGUGUGGAGGAGAAUCAAGAGCUCCGAGAUGCCAUCCGGCAGAGCAACCAGAUGCUUCGGGAGCGCUGUGAGGAGCUGCAGCGUUUCCAAGGCAGCCAGAGGAAGGAGAAGGAGUUCCUCAUGCAGAAAUUCCAGGAAGCCAGGAAACUGGUGGAGAGACUGAGCCUGGAGAAGCUCGACCUGAGGAGGCAGAGGGAGCAGGCCCUUCAGGAGGUGGAACAUCUGAAGAGAUGCCAGAAGUUGGCUGAGGACAAGGCGUCAGUGAAAGCCCAGGUGACGUCCUUGCUGGGGGAGCUCCAAGAGAGCCAGAGUCGCUUGGAGGCCGCCAUCAAAGAGCGGCAGGCUUUGGAGGGCAGGGCCCGGGCUGCCAGCGAGCAGGCCCGGCAGCUGGAGAGCGAGCGGGAGGCCCUGCAGCAGCAGCACAGCGUGCAGGUGGACCAGCUGCGCAUGCAGAGCCAGAGCGUGGAGGCCGCGCUGCGCAUGGAGCGCCAGGCCGCCUCGGAGGAGAAGCGGAAGCUGGCACAGCUACAGGUGGCCUAUCACCAGCUCUUCCAGGAGUACGACAGCCACGUCAAGAGCAGCGUGGUGAGCAGCGAGCGGAACCGAGGACUGCAGCUGGAGGACCUGAAGCAGCAGCUGCAACAGGCCGAGGAGGCCCUGGUGGCCAAGCAGGAAGUGAUUGACAAGCUGAAGGAAGAGGCCGAGCAGCACAAGAUAGUGAUGGAGACCGUUCCGGUGCUAAAAGCCCAGGCGGACAUCUACAAGGCCGACUUCCAGGCCGAGAGGCAGGCCCGGGAGAAGCUGGCCGAGAAGAAGGAGAUUCUGCAGGAGCAGCUGGCCCAGCUGCAGCGGGACUACAGCCGCCUGAAGGCCAGCUGCCAGGAGUCCGCCAGGAUUGAAGAUAUGAGGAAGCGGCACGUGGAGGCCUCCCAGGCCCCCGCAGCCCCCGCCCCAGCUCACCCCUCCUUCCACCUGGCCCUGCCCAACCAGAGGAGAAGCCCCCCCGAGGAGCCGCCUGACUUCUGUUGCCCCAAGUGCCAGUAUCAGGCUCCCGAUAUGGACACCCUGCAGAUACAUGUCAUGGAGUGCAUCGAGUAGGGCCGCCUGCUGACGACUAGCACGGGGCCGCACGGUGCGUGCUGUCCUGCGCGCCCGGUCCUCGGUUACGGGCUGGCUGACACGGAGCGGGCCGCCUCUUUGAGCACCAAGGGCUAGCUCGAGGACCUCACGCUUCAGCUCCCCCAUCUGCUGGCUUGCCUCAUUUAGGGUACCUGCGACCCCAGUUAGGCCCGAUGCUCUGCUGUUUUUGUUUGUUCUGUCUGCUUGAACUGCCUGCCUCUAGGGGCUCCGUCUUUUUCCACCUCCUCUGGGGAAGUUGAGAAUCCAGGCCAGGGCUCUCAGAGAGAACUUCUUAAGCCGAGAUGGGCAGAAGCCCUUCCCCGCGCCCCCCCCCCCCCCCCCCCGCA